UCUAUUCUUAGAUAUUCUUAUUAAACGAUUUGAAAUGGAAAGUUUUUUUCAAUUCCUUAUGGUUUCUCUAAUACCAUUCCAAAAUCUUACAUCAGCACAAUUAUCAGCGAACAACAGCAACGAAGACAUUCCAUCAUGUCCUCCAGCCUUGUGUUCUAAAACUCCCCCACAUGAACGCUGUUCAUGCCACCAGGACUGUUUCCUCUACAAUGAAUGUUGUUCUGACAUGAGUAAUAACACCACAUCUGAACACAAAGAACCCUAUCCAUCAAUAUAUUACAGUUGUAGAAAGGCUAAUGACUCUUAUUAUUAUCAGUUUGACCGCUGUCCUCCCAACCAUGACAUUACGGAGUUUGUAAGCAACUGUGAAAAUCCUAACUCAGAGGAUCAACUGCAAAACAUACCUGCUUUUGGUAAAACAAGUAAAAAAUUAUAUAGGAACUUAUAUUGUGCCUUGUGUCAUGGAGAAGAAUUCAUUUUAUGGAAUCUCAGGUUUGACUGCCAUGAAAGUGGAAAUGUAAACCUUGAAAAGCUAUCAGAUUUUGUCGAAGAUCAUAUGUGCAAUAAAAAGUUAGAAAUUCCCUCAAAGGAUUUAGAUCAAUAUCUCUUUCCUUGCAAUCCAUAUAUUUCUAGAUGUCCUGAACAUAACAAUUAUACGGAGCUCGAAGUUGCAUGCGAAUAUGAGCCCAUGGCGUUAGUAGAAAGUGACUCAAAAUUAUUCAGAAACAGUCAUUGUGUUGCAUGUCAUGGACUUAAAGAAAUUUAUGAUUGGUGUAAAAAGAGAGGGGCUGUAAACGAUUUUAUACAACUGCCUUCAUUAAGUAUCCUUUUCGAUUAUCGUACCAAUGUAUUUGUAAUAUAUGAUAUGAAGUCCAGCAACCGAAAUGUUGAGAAAUUGCCCUCUUGUCUAAAAAACUCCGUCUUUGAUAUAAAUACACAGCAAUGUCGACAAGUUGUCUAUAAUUCUCCAUUAAACUGUACGGCAACAAGAUUGAACAAAUCUGAGUAUUACAUCACUAAUGAUGGUCGUCUCUACUUAAAUAAUACCCAACGUUUGCUGAACCAAUCAGAAUUCAUUCAAGAUUCUGACGGUAUAAUAAGUAUCUGUAUAAAGAAUGGUAGCAGUGGUAUAUCAAAAUAUUCCAUUGCUGAGGGCUAUAUCACAUUAGUAGGACUAAUAAUCUCUAUUCCAGCUCUAGCAAUCACCAUUAUAGUCUAUCUCUGUAUACCUGAUCUCUGUACCUUACCAGGUAAAUUACUCAUUAGUCUUUUGUCAGCACUGUUUGUAGCUGAGCUUCUCUUUCUUAUCUCAUCACAAGUCACUAAAUCUACAGUGCUAUGUACAUCUUUAGCUAUUAUGAUGCAUUAUUUGUUUUUAGCAACUUUCUUCUGGAUGAAUGUCAUGUCAUUUGAUGCCUGGUACACUUUCUCAGGAUUUAAACAACUUCGGAGUUCAGGAAAAGGUACUAAGAGACUUGUAUUGUAUUCUUUGUAUGGCUGGAUCUGUCCAGUUGUAAUUGUAACUAUUUCACUGAUAUUUGAGUACACACCUGGAAAUCAUGGACUUUCUCCGGAAUAUGGAAAUGGUGUUUGCUGGAUUACAAACGGAAAAGGUCUGCUGUGGCUAUUUGCAACCCCUGUAAUGAUUAUUUUAUGUCUUAAUAUAUUGGCAUUUAUCCUUACCUCUAGAGGGCUAUAUAUGGCCAGGAAAUUUUCAUCGAAAUAUUUACGUAAACGCAAUAAACUGGAAUUCCUCAUUUACAUAAAACUCUGCUUCGUCAUGGGACUAACAUGGAUAUUCGCAUUCUUCUAUACAUUUACAAGAAUUGAUGAAUUUUCUCUAUUAUUUUGUAUUUUAAACUCAUUUACUGGACUGUUCAUUUGCCUCUCGUUCCUCCUCACGAAAAUCGUCUGCCGUAGACUGCUGAAAAAAAUGCAUAAGUUUCAAAAGCGCCCUCCUACCAGAUCCAUGGCUUUAUCUUCAACUUCCUCUAAAACACUAAUGACGGACACAUUUAGUCAGAUUCCUCAGACUGAGCUCUCUAUCAAGUUGGACACUGCGCUCAACACUGUCGAUAUCAAGGAUGACACAGAAUUAUCUUGGAAGGUUAUGCGUGAUGCAAUCCACUCUGCAUCUGUAGAGGUUCUUGGACUUCCUGUUUGUAGAUAUCAAGAUUGGUUCAACGAUAACAACACAGAUGUCCAACAGUUGAUAGAUAAAAUGCACAGCUCUCAGAGAACUUGGAUAAAUGAUAAGAGCUCAUCCAGAAAAAAGAAUGCCUACAAGAAAUGCAGAGGCCAGGUCCAACAUUCUCGGAGACAGAUGAAGGAGGCUUGGUGGUCUUUCAAGGCUACUGAACUCCAAGAAACUACAGACAGAAAGGAUUCUAAAGCCUUUUAUGAUGGCCUCAAGAAAGUGAUCAUCAAAGACGUUGUAAAUGAUAUCUAUCCAGAAUCACAGUGCGGGUUUCGCUCUGGUCGUGGCACUAUCGACAUGAUCUUCUCCCUCCGACAGGUCAUGGAGAAGACACGUGCGAAAAAUCAAGAGUUGUUCUUGAUAUUCGUUGACCAUACUAAGACCUUCGACACUAUUAACCAGCAAGCACUAUGGAAAGUUCUGAAAAAGCUUGGUAUACCUGACAAGAUGUUGAAUGGUUUGGUAGUUGAUCCUGAGCGUCAGUUCCGGGAAUAUCCCUGGUUUAACUUGCUACAGGUUCUUGACGAAGUUGGUCCUGAUUUAAAGACUUUUCGAGCUCAGUGUCAGAACCUAAGAAUUCGGUUUUUGACGAAUCAGAAAGGCUUUGUACUACACGAUUCGAAGCAGAUGGGUGCAGUAUCUCGCUCAACAGUUUGGGGUGGUUGGCUGGUUGGAGAUGGAAUGGACUUUACCGACUACCUCGACAACCUCCCACGGCUCUCAGCGAGAAAUCCAGAAUUCUGCGAUAGGCUGAUAACAGCCGAUGAAAUUCAGGAAGUGAUGGUAGCUGCACAAAAAGUUGCGGAGGGUGGAUGCCUUGUUCAGACAAAAAGAUAUUAUAUCUUUGACCGCUGUCCAUCAAAUUACAGUGAUAUAAGUCAUGUGACCAGAUGUGAAUAUCCGAAAAACAAUGAUAGUCUAGACAAUAUUCUUGUGUUCGGUGAAACAACUAAAAGACUCUACAGGAACCGAUAUUGUGCUUUGUGUCACACGGAGAAAUAUAUAUUAUGGAAUAUUGUUUAUGACUGCGUUAAAACAGUAAAUAUAAAUCGUGCCAAUUUAAUGAAUAUGAUUGAAAAUGGUAAAUGUAACAAACGCAAAGCUCCUCCGGAUGAUUUAAAACCUUAUCUGGUUCCUUGCAUACCCAGUGUUAAUAAAUGCUCGCCUCAUAUAUUAAAUAAAACAUUUAAAUAUCAAUGUCCAACUUUCGAAAAGCCACAAUGUACAUCGUCUAAUGAUUAUACUGAUCGAGACAUCUUAUGUUGCAGUGUAUCAACCAGUACAGCACCGAGUCAAAAGAGAUUUCCAUUAACUAUAAUUUUUAAUUAUAAUAUCAAAUAUUUAAUUAUUAAAGCUGAAAAAGACGGUACUGAAACUAAUGCGAAAUUGCCAUUUUGUCCAAAAUACACCAAUUACGAUAAAAACACAAUGCGUUGUCGCACGAAUUUUUAUCACCCUAUCUUAAAUUGUACAGCGACGAGAUUAAAGGACUCCGAAUAUCAUAUCACUAGUGAUGGCCUUCUCUAUUUAAAUACUACCCAACGUUGGCUCAAUCAAUCAGAAUUCAGUGUUGAUGAAGAUGGUUUAAGUAUCUGUGUAAAGAAUGAUAACAAUGAAAUAUCAAAAUAUUCCGAAAUUGAGAGCUAUAUCACAUUAGUGGGACUAGCAAUCUCUGUUCCUGCUCUAGCAGUUACUAUUCUAGUUUAUCUCUGUAUACCUGAUCUCCGUACCUUACCAGGUAAAUUACUCAUUAGUCUUUCAUCAGCACUGUUUGUAGCUGAUCUUCUCUUUCUUAUCUCAACAAAAGUCACUACAUCUACAGUGCUGUGUAAGUCUUUAGCUGUUGUAAUGCAUUAUGCGUUUUUAGCGACUUUCUUCUGGACGAAUGUCAUGUCAUUUGAUGCCUGGCACACUUUCUCAGGGAUUACACAACUUCGGAGUUCAGAAAAGGAUACCAAAAGACUUGUAUUAUAUUCCUUAUAUGCUUGGAUCUGUCCACUUGUAAUAGUAUCAGUGUCACUGAUAUUUGAGUACACACCUGGAAAUCAUGGACUUUCUCCAGAAUAUGGAAUUGGUAUUUGCUGGAUUACAAACGUGAACAGUUUGCUUUGGUUCUUCGCAAUCCCUGUAAUCAUUAUUUUAUGUCUGAAUAUUAUAGCGUAUAGCAUCACUAUUAGAGAGUUGUAUUUGGUCAGCAAACUUUCUUCGAAAUAUUUAUCAAAACGAAACAAAAAGGUGUUCCUUAUUUACAUAAAAUUAAGCUUCAUCAUGGGUUUAACGUGGAUGCUCGGAUUCCUUUAUACGUUUACGAAGAUUGACGAAUUUUCUCUACUAUUUUGCAUCUUAAACUCUUUCGUCGGUUUACUCAUUUCUUUGUCAUUUCUCUUAACAAGGAUCGUCUGCCGCAGUUUUCUACAUAUGUUUCUUAAAAUACGAAAAUUUGUCAAUUCCUCAAAUGCUGAUGUUUCGACAAUUAAUGAAACAAUGUCGACCUAUACCCAACAUGAUACGUCACUAAAAUAA
Molecule: messenger RNA, 4720 nt
Organism: Octopus bimaculoides (California two-spot octopus)
Lineage: Eukaryota; Metazoa; Mollusca; Cephalopoda; Octopoda; Octopodidae
Biological process (GO): cell surface receptor signaling pathway; G protein-coupled receptor signaling pathway
Cellular component (GO): membrane
Molecular function (GO): G protein-coupled receptor activity
Source: RefSeq, a predicted model, not a curated record